Messenger RNA from Symbiodinium pilosum, 246 nucleotides. NCBI's taxonomy places the organism in Eukaryota, Dinophyceae, Suessiales, Symbiodiniaceae. The record is from the annotation of a GenBank genome assembly.
GAUCAACCCACGUCCGGUGUGCUUCCGCUUGCGUUGGGCAGAGAGGGAUCUGCGGCGGCAAAUUGGCUUGCGGCACAGUUUGGCGGAAGACUGGUGCAGAAGGAGUACCUCUGCCUCUGCGAAGGGCCCACAUUCGGUCCUGAAGGGUCCUUUGCAGAGCUCUCCUCGUCGCUGAAGAACAUCCAGCUGAGCAGAGACACUUUCCGCGUGGAGGCCGUCACUGCGGGCGGGCGGCCAGCGCAAACC